AUGACGCUCAACUGUCCCGUAAUGGAACAUUGCGGAUCCCGAGGCAUGGCACAUCAGGAAACUCAAGAUGGGACAGGUUUUCCCUGGGAUAUUGGGGUGUUCGAUGCCCAUUGUCAUCCCACCGAUACUAUGUCAUCCAUUGCGGAGAUUCCUAGAAUGAGGGCAACCACGCUCACAGUCAUGGCUACUCGGGGAGAAGACCAAGAACUAGUACACCAGACUGCUGCAACUCUCACAGGUGGACAGUUACCAUCCCUUCCGGGACAAAGUAUUGGACGUGUGCUACCUUGCUUUGGCUGGCAUCCUUGGUUUUCCCACCAGAUUCUUGACGAUAUGGGGAAGACAGAAACCGAAGUCACAUCGGCAUCUGACAAGAAACAGGCGCACUAUAGCAACGUCUUGACUCCACCACCAGCGGAUACUUUUAUAUCAGCUCUACCUAACCCCAAACCACUUUCGCAGCUUAUCUCAGAAACACGCGAGCGGUUGCUAAACCAUCCCGCCGCUCUUGUGGGAGAGAUUGGCCUUGACCGUGCUUUUAGACUUCCCCAAGCCUGGACGCAGCAUGAGAAGGAGGGUCGUGAUCCACAGAUGACCCCCGGGUCUCGCGAAGGUCGAGCCCUUUCUCCCCAUAGAGUUCAGUUAGAACAUCAAAAGGCAGUGCUAGAAGCUCAGUUGCGCCUGGCGGGAGAACUCCAGCGGCCCGUCUCUGUACACAGCGUUCAGUGCCACGGAGCAGUAUUUGAUCUUUUCAAGAAGUUGUGGACAGGCCAUGAGCGAAAGAAGCCGUCGAGACGGGAGAGGGCACGGCGUCACAGUGCUGCAGAUGCCCACACGCAGAGUGAUGCGGAGGAAGAGCAACAAAACUUGACCAUGGCCAAAGAGUCACCGCUUCCUUUCCCGCCAAGAAUCUGUAUGCAUUCGUAUUCAGGUCCCGUUGAACCUCUAAAGCAAUUCUUAAAUCCGUCAAACCCUUCAGACGUGUAUUUCUCAUUCUCCGCUGUGAUCAACUUCAACGGACCGUCGCCCCAAAAGAUCGUCGAAGUCAUCAAAGCCUUACCGGAUGACAGGAUCCUCAUAGAAAGUGACUUGCACACCGCUGGGCAGCAGAUGGAUGACUUGUUGGAAGAAGUCGCUCGGCAGAUCUGCGAGUUGCGUGGAUGGGGUUUGCGCCAAGGUGUUCAACAGCUUGCCGAAAAUUGGAAGAAAUUCGUGUUCGGUUGA
Molecule: messenger RNA, 1224 nt
Organism: Aspergillus oryzae RIB40
Lineage: Eukaryota; Fungi; Ascomycota; Eurotiomycetes; Eurotiales; Aspergillaceae
Product: TatD family hydrolase
Exons: 2
Coding region: 1-1224 (407 amino acids)
Molecular function (GO): hydrolase activity, acting on ester bonds
Source: RefSeq, a predicted model, not a curated record